Chrysoperla carnea is the source of this 758-nucleotide messenger RNA. RefSeq names its product zinc finger protein 678-like. The record is from RefSeq and is a predicted model, not a curated record. Gene Ontology annotation, cellular component: nucleus. Gene Ontology annotation, molecular function: RNA polymerase II cis-regulatory region sequence-specific DNA binding; DNA-binding transcription factor activity, RNA polymerase II-specific. Lineage: Eukaryota; Metazoa; Arthropoda; Insecta; Neuroptera; Chrysopidae. The transcript is spliced from 4 exons. Bases 1 to 708 code for a protein of 235 amino acids. Gene Ontology annotation, biological process: regulation of transcription by RNA polymerase II.
AUGUAUGAACAUGAAAUAUUUGAUGGAAGUGAUAUUAUCGAUAUAAUUGAACCAAUUAAGGAAGGGAAUGUUCCAUUGGAGCAUAAACAAAUAAAGAAGGAAAUAUUAGACGUAAAUGUUACAUUAAAACAUGAAGAUAUUGAUUUAAAUGAAGACUAUUACGGCCAAAAAUAUCAACAUCUUGAACUUAGCCAGCAAUUAAAUACUGAAUUUAUAAUUAAGGAUGAAAUAUUUGAUGAAAACCUUUUAGAACAUCAACCAAGCCAUAGUGAAGACAAAAGUUUUUCAUGUAAUUUAAUUAGACAUAAGCGAACUCAUACUGGAGAAAAACCUUUUUCAUGUGAAAUUUGCAAUAAAACAUUUAGUGGAGAAAAGCCUUUUUCAUGUGAAGCUUGCGAUAAAAAAUUUACUCAGCGAAGCAGUUUAAAUUUACAUGCACGAAUUCAUAACGGAGCAAAACCAUAUUUAUGUGAAGUUUGUGAUAAAACAUUUGCUUAUAAAAAUACCUUUAUUGAUCAUAAACGAACUCAUACUGGAGAAAAACCUUUUUCAUGUGAAGUGUGUGAUAAAUCAUUUAUUAAGAAAGGCAAUUUAAUUGGACAUAAACGAACUCAUACUGGCGAAAAGCCUUAUUCCUGUGAAGUUUGUAAUAAAAAAUUUGCUUUAAAACAUACUCUAAAUGAUCAUAGGCGAACUCAUUCUUAUUAGAGAAACACGCUUUUCAUGUUAAGCCUGUUAGUGUGAUCAAAUAAAAAAAA